UUCCAGCAGCAGCUGGAGCUGUUGCUGCAGCAGCUGUGGCUGAUCAGAUGCAUGAACCAAAAGAAGAUCGACGCCUGGCAAUAGUUUUGGUGGGUUUACCAGCUCGAGGCAAGACUUUUACAGCGGCCAAACUUACAAGAUACUUGCGGUGGCUCGGCAAUGAAACAAAAAUUUUUAAUGUUGGCAAGUAUCGCCGUCUUAGGCAUGGAUCAAAUCAGACUGCUGAUUUUUUCCGGGGAGAUAAUCCGGAAGGCAUGGAAGCACGAAAUGAGGUUGCAGCCUUAGCAAUGGAAGAUAUGCUAUCCUGGAUGCAAGAAGGAGGUCAGGUUGGUAUAUUUGAUGCCACUAAUAGCAGCAGACAGCGAAGAAAUAUGCUUAUGAAAAUGGCUGAAGGAAUCUGUAAGAUAAUAUUUUUGGAAACAAUUUGUAAUGAUGAACGUAUAAUUGAAAGAAAUGUACGUCUUAAAAUUCAGAAAAGUCCAGAUUAUGCGGAAGAGACUGAUUUUGAAGCUGGACAACGAGACUUCAAGGAGCGCCUUGCCAAUUAUGACAAGGUCUAUGAGCCUGUGGAAGAAGGUUCCUAUAUUAAGAUGAUUGACAUGGCCAGUGGGAACGGAGGGCAGAUACAAGUCAACAACAUUAGUGGAUAUCUUCCGGGUCGAAUUGUCUUUUUCCUGGUCAACACUCAUCUCACACCACGCCCUAUUCUGCUGACUCGGCAUGGUGAAAGCCAAGAUAAUGUUAGAGGAAGAAUUGGCGGUGAUUCAGUUUUGAGUGACUUGGGCAAUAUUUACUCGAAGAAACUUGCAAAUUUUGUUGAGAAAAGACUGAAAUCUGAGAGGACUGCUUCUGUAAGAAUUAUUUUGAUCCCUUCCUCCCCCCCCCCCCCCCCCCCCCCCCCCAAAAGGGGGGGACUUACACACACACACACACACUCUUCUUCACUUAUCUCUCAUUCUGUGACUAAUGGCUUCGAAUUUCACUAA
Messenger RNA from Dendrobium catenatum, 986 nucleotides. Its product is annotated as 6-phosphofructo-2-kinase/fructose-2,6-bisphosphatase-like. Gene Ontology annotation, biological process: fructose metabolic process; fructose 2,6-bisphosphate metabolic process. The record is from RefSeq and is a predicted model, not a curated record. Gene Ontology annotation, cellular component: cytosol. The coding region runs from base 48 to 986 and encodes 312 amino acids. Gene Ontology annotation, molecular function: ATP binding; fructose-2,6-bisphosphate 2-phosphatase activity; 6-phosphofructo-2-kinase activity. The transcript is spliced from 12 exons. Lineage: Eukaryota; Viridiplantae; Streptophyta; Magnoliopsida; Asparagales; Orchidaceae.